Molecule: messenger RNA, 963 nt
Organism: Aureobasidium namibiae CBS 147.97
Lineage: Eukaryota; Fungi; Ascomycota; Dothideomycetes; Dothideales; Saccotheciaceae
Product: aromatic compound dioxygenase
Exons: 2
Coding region: 1-963 (320 amino acids)
Biological process (GO): catechol-containing compound metabolic process
Molecular function (GO): ferric iron binding; catechol 1,2-dioxygenase activity
Source: RefSeq, a predicted model, not a curated record
AUGAAGGACCUCACGACAGACAACAUCACUGAAAAUGUUCAUGCUAUCAACAGCCAAUGUACGAAUCCUCGGAUGAGAUACAUCUUCGAACGUCUAGUAUCUCAUAUGCAUGACUUUGCGAGAGAGACACGACUUUCAACAGACGAGUGGAUGGCUGGACUGGACUUCUUGACGGACGUCGGCCAGAUCAGCACGGAUUUGAGAAGGGAAAUGAUCUUACUAUCAGAUACCCUGGGAUUGAGUGCUCUGGUGGACUCUAUCGACCAUCCACGCACUGGAAAAUCAACCGAAGGAACAGUUCUUGGGCCUUUCCAUACUCAUGACGCACGCGAAGUGGAAAACGGUUACGCGAUCCACAAGGACCCUGACGGCACCCCUCUGUUGGUUCUCUGUACCAUCAAGGAUACUGACGGCAACCCUCUGGAAGGCGUUCAGAUUGAUGUCUGGGAAGGUGAUUCGCAUGGAAACUACGAUGUUCAAUAUCCAGACAGAGACGGGCCAGAUGGCAGAGGCAUCUUGUUUUCCAAGCAAGAUGGAAAUUUCUGGUUCAAGGCAGUGAAGCCCGUCUCGUACCCAAUCCCAAUGGACGGACCUGUGUUCAGCAUGCUUCAAAUGCUGGGCAGGCAUCCGAAUCGACCAGGCCAUGUGCACUUCCUUUUGAGGAAGGAUGGCUUUGAUCCGCUGAUCACCGCUUUAUACCCUCGUGGCGAUCCAUACGAGUCUUCUGAUCCUGUGUUUGGCGUCAAGGACUCUCUCAUCGUGGACCUGUCCACGGUGGCAGAUCCAGAAAUGGCAAAGAAGUACGACGUUGAGGAAGGCACAGCUCUCUUGACCUACGACUUUGUGUUGGUGACCGUGAAGGAGACCUUGAAACUGCGCAAGGUAAAGGCUGAAGAAGCCAUCAAGAAGAUGGGAAGAAGCAUGGAAGAUUUCCAAGGGCUUCCCAUAUUGGACGUGGACUAG